AUGUCUUUCGAAUUCGGUACCGAAGCGUUUCGUCCUGCCUUUGACGAUCGAGAAACGCCCAAGAUCUCGUAUGGUCUGCGGUUCCCGGAAGCCUGCUUGCGGCACUGUAGAGACACCUUCUCCAGCUCCCGGGUUUACAUCAUCUGCUCCAAGUCGCUGUCGCAAGCAACGGAUGCACUCGACCGUCUCACCGCUGCACUCGGCAACCGAGUUGCGGGAGUGAGGAUCGGUAUCAGCCCCCACACGCCGAUAGCCCAGGUCCUGGAGGUGGUUGAAGAUGCCCGCGAUCGCGACAUUGACUGCCUGGUGACCCUCGGCGCUGGCAGUCUUACAGAUGCUGCCAAACUGGUGCGUUUGGCUUUGGCCAACUCUGCUACCACAGAGGAGGAUAUGAAUACUCUCUGGGGCACGACAGAGAGCAAUCCAGCGCUGCGAAAGGACAUUGCCAAACCGACCAUUCCUCUCAUUCAUAUCCCGACCUCGCUCUCCGGGGGCGAGUAUCAGGCCAUCGCCGGCGGAACAGAGUCCCAAGGCCACGCCAAGAGGACCUUUCACUGCGAAAAAGUCGACCCCGAGCUCGUCAUCCAGGAUCCAGAGCUCUGCCUCACCACGCCCGCCUGGGUAUGGCUCAGCACCGGCAUCCGAUCAGUGGACCAUUGUGUAGAGACGCUCUGCUCGCUUCUAUCAAACGAAAAGGGCGACACUUGGGCUAAGAGAGGUCUUCCAAAACUGAUCUCGGGGUUGUUGGAGAGCAAGGCAAACCCGAAAUCGCUGCAAGCCCGCCAUCUCUGUCAACUUGGUGUCAUCGAAGCCAUGUGCGCUGUGUCGAGCGGUGUCCCUCUUGGAGCCAGUCAUGCAAUCGGACAUCAACUUGGACCUCUCGGCGUCGGCCAUGGCGAGACGAGCUGCAUUCUGCUACCGGCCGUGUGCAAGUUCAACCUAAAGUACAAGGCAAACGUCGACCGGCAGGCCAUGGUCAAGGAUUUGCUGCUGGGACAGGCGGAGGUCAAGCAGCUACUAGAGUCAAAGGGACUUGAUGGAAAAGAGCCAGACCUCGGUGAUGUCUUGGCGGCUGUGAUUUCGGCACUCGAGAUGCCCCGGUCGCUUGAAGAGGUGGGCAUCGGUCGAGAGAGCCUCGAUACACUUGCGCGAAAUAGUCUGGAGGACAUAUGGAUACGGACAAACGCCGUGCCAAUCACGGAGGAAUCCCAGGUCAGAGAGAUUUUAGACAUGUGUGCCAGGAAGCAGUAG
Fusarium keratoplasticum is the source of this 1251-nucleotide messenger RNA. Its product is annotated as Fe-ADH domain-containing protein. Bases 1 to 1251 code for a protein of 416 amino acids. Lineage: Eukaryota; Fungi; Ascomycota; Sordariomycetes; Hypocreales; Nectriaceae. The record is from RefSeq and is a predicted model, not a curated record. Gene Ontology annotation, cellular component: mitochondrion. The transcript has a single exon. Gene Ontology annotation, molecular function: metal ion binding; alcohol dehydrogenase (NAD+) activity.